Molecule: messenger RNA, 4343 nt
Organism: Gorilla gorilla gorilla (western lowland gorilla)
Lineage: Eukaryota; Metazoa; Chordata; Mammalia; Primates; Hominidae
Gene: PMPCB
Product: peptidase, mitochondrial processing subunit beta
Exons: 13
Coding region: 54-1535 (493 amino acids)
Cellular component (GO): mitochondrion
Molecular function (GO): metalloendopeptidase activity; metal ion binding
Source: RefSeq, a predicted model, not a curated record
AGGUCGCGACCCCGGAAGCACAUCCUUCAUCCUCUACCUUCUUUCUAGCAGAAAUGGCGGCUGCGGCGGCUCGAGUGGUGUUGUCACCCGCGGCGCGGCGGCGGCUCUGGGGUUUCAGCGAGAGUCUCCUAAUCCGAGGCGCUGCGGGACGGUCAUUAUAUUUUGGAGAGAACAGAUUAAGAAGUACACAGGCUGCUACCCAAGUUGUUCUGAAUGUUCCUGAAACAAGAGUAACAUGUUUAGAAAGCGGACUCAGAGUGGCUUCGGAAGACUCUGGGCUCUCAACAUGCACAGUUGGACUCUGGAUUGAUGCUGGAAGUAGAUAUGAAAAUGAGAAGAACAAUGGAACAGCACACUUUCUGGAGCAUAUGGCUUUCAAGGGCACCAAGAAGAGAUCCCAGUUAGAUCUGGAACUUGAGAUUGAAAAUAUGGGUGCUCAUCUCAAUGCCUAUACCUCCAGAGAGCAGACUGUAUACUAUGCCAAAGCAUUCUCUAAAGACUUGCCAAGAGCUGUAGAAAUUCUUGCUGAUAUAAUACAAAACAGCACAUUGGGAGAAGCAGAGAUUGAACGUGAGCGUGGAGUAAUCCUUAGAGAGAUGCAGGAAGUUGAAACCAAUUUACAAGAAGUUGUUUUUGAUUAUCUUCAUGCCACAGCUUAUCAAAAUACUGCACUUGGACGGACAAUUUUGGGACCAACUGAAAAUAUCAAAUCUAUAAGUCGUAAGGACUUAGUGGAUUAUAUAACCACACAUUAUAAGGGGCCAAGAAUAGUGCUUGCUGCUGCUGGAGGUGUUUCCCAUGAUGAAUUGCUUGACUUAGCAAAGUUUCAUUUCGGUGACUCUUUAUGCACACACAAAGGAGAAAUACCAGCUCUGCCUCCCUGCAAAUUCACAGGAAGUGAGAUUCGUGUGAGGGAUGACAAGAUGCCUUUGGCGCACCUUGCAAUAGCUGUUGAAGCUGUUGGUUGGGCACAUCCAGAUACAAUCUGUCUCAUGGUUGCAAACACGCUGAUUGGCAACUGGGAUCGCUCUUUUGGGGGAGGAAUGAAUUUAUCUAGCAAGCUGGCCCAGCUCACUUGUCAUGGCAAUCUUUGCCAUAGCUUUCAGUCUUUCAACACUUCCUACACAGAUACAGGAUUAUGGGGACUGUAUAUGGUUUGUGAACCAUCCACUGUUGCAGACAUGCUACAUGUUGUCCAAAAAGAAUGGAUGCGACUCUGUACAAGUGUCACAGAAAGUGAGGUUGCACGAGCCAGAAAUCUUCUGAAAACAAACAUGUUGUUGCAGCUUGAUGGUUCAACUCCAAUUUGUGAAGAUAUUGGUAGGCAAAUGUUAUGCUAUAAUAGAAGGAUUCCCAUCCCUGAGCUUGAAGCAAGAAUUGAUGCUGUGAAUGCUGAGACAAUUCGAGAAGUAUGUACCAAAUACAUUUAUAAUAGGAGUCCAGCUAUUGCUGCUGUUGGAUAUAAUCACAGAAGUGAACUUCAUGAAUGGAAAUGGAACAAGUUAUUUUCCAAGUUAUUUCAUACUCCUACGUGAACAUCCUUUUACCACAGCCUCAGCCACAGUACGUCUAAUUAUUUAAAAUUUGUGAUUAUCGCUGGUGGUCAACAAUUUUUUUGUUUUUCAUCCUUUAACUGGAAAAAGGAGGGGCUGUCUCAGUUUUUCUUCUAACUCUGUGUGUCACUUACAAUAAAUAAUGCUAGCUGUUAACAUCUACAGAGCAGUUGACAUGUGCCAGGCCUGUUUACCAGUUAAUCUUCUCCAUGAUCCUAUGAGGAAAGUACUAUUACUGUCUCCAUUUUAUAGAUGAGGAAAAUGAGGCACAGAGGAGACGUUAUGUAGCCACUACCACUGCAACUUGCUCAAAUUUCCGGCCAAGUUGGGCUCUAAUCCAGACAGCCUGACUCCUCAGCCUGUGUUUGUAUGCUGCCUCUCCUAAUUCAUUAUGUUUAUUAAUAAUUUUUCCCUGUUUUGUUAACACUUAUGUUUUAAAAAAAGUCAUCUUUAUUUACAUUUACUGAUCAUUUCUUUUGUAAUUUCUUCUAGUACUUACAAUAGUUUCAUUAACAUUUCCUAUAGAUUGAAAAAAUUUUUUAAUCUUUUUGGAAUUUUAAUAUAGUCAAGAAAGUAAACUUCUCAUUUUUCAAAAUCUUACUGUCAUUUAAUAAUCCUUCCCUUUUCCACUGAUUUGUGACACUAUAAUAGUAAAUUUUACAAGGGCUUGUUUUGGUUACUUAUUCUUGCCCUGGGGUUAUCUUUAAACUGACAACAGCUUUCUAAUAUAUUUGAUCGUAACUUCCAAAAACUGUGUAAUUUUUCCUUAUUUGUCUUGCAUCUAGUCACUUAACUCUCUUUUGCUUUUCUAGGCAGAUCCUAUAUUAUCUACAAAUAAUAUAUUUAUUUCCUUCUUUCCAAUAGUUGUCUCUUAUUUAAUAACUUAACUCACUGACCGAAACUCCCAAAAUAGCAUAAAAAAUAAAAAGCAGGCUGCUUCACCCCUGGAUUUUAGGUAAUAGCAUUAAUGCCACAUAGCUAAAAGUCUGCUAGCUGUGGGCCUGAAACAGUUAUCAAAGUAGGGAAUUAACUACAUUUCUUUUCAAAAUUCUUAUCAAAACGGAAUGGGUGUUAAACUGUAUUCUAUGUGCUUUCACUACCUACUCAGGAAAUCACAUGGAUUUAAUAUUAUCUGAGCUAUAAUUUUGCUAUAUUAAUAUACUUCCUAAGUUGGAUUCCUGAGAGAAACUCUGUGUUCAUGAACACUAUUAUUCUUUUAGUGUACUAUUAAAUUGCAUUUGUUAUUUUAUUUUAUUUUUUUUUUUGAGACAGGGUCUCACUCUGUUGCUCAGGCUGGAGCACAGUGGCACCCAAUCUCAGCUCACUGUAGCCUUAACCUCCCCGGCUCAGGUGAUCCUCCCACCUCAGCCUCCCAAGUGGCUGGGAUUACAGGUGCUCUCCACCAUGCCUUGCUAACUUUAUUUUAUUGAGAUGGAGUUUUGCUCUUGUUGCCCAGGCUGGAGUGCAGUAGCACAGUCUCAGCUCACUGAAACCUCCGCCUCCUGGGUUCAAGAGAUUUCCUGCCUCAGCCUCCCGAGUAGCUGGGAUUACAGCCAUGUGCCACUACGCCCGGCUAAUUUUUGUAUUUUUAGUAGAGACAGGGUUUCACCAUGUUGGCCGGGCUGGUCUCGAACUCCUGACCUUGUGAUCUGCCCACCUCAGCCUCCCAAAGUGCUGGGAUUACAGGUGUGAGCUAUCGCACCCAGCUCUUUUUUUUUUUGUAGGGGAGGGGUUUCAUCAUGUUGGCCAGGCUGGUCUUGAACUCCUGGGCUCAAGCGAUCCUCCCACGCUGGCCUCCCAAAGUGCUAGAAUUACAGGCCUGCGCCACCACGCCUGGCCACUAUUUUUUCAUGAUACAAGUAUCUGUACACACUUAUGGGGUACAUGUGAUUAUUUUGUUCAUAAUACACGAACAAAAUCCAUUUUUUUUUUUUUUGAGAUGGAGUCUCACUCUGUUGGCCAGGCUGGCGUGCAAUGGCACAAUCUUGGCUCACUGCAACCUCCACCUCCUGGGUUCAAGCGAUUCUCCUGUCAGCCUCUGGAGUAUCUGGGAUUACAGGCACCUGCCACCACGCUCAGCUAAUUUUUGUAUUUUUAGUAGAGACAGGGUUUUGCCAUGUUGGCCAGGCUUGGUCUUGAACUCCUGACCUCAAGUGAUCCGCCCGCCUUGGCCUCCCAAAGUGCUGGGAUUACAGGCGUGAGCCACUGUGCCUGGCUCAUUUUGUGCAUAAUUCAUGAUACAUGCAUAAACCACGUAAUGAUCAAGUCAGGGUAUUUGGGUAUCUAUCAACUUAAGUGUUUAUUAUUUCUAUGUAUUGUGAACAUUUCAAGUUCUGUCUUCUAGCUAUUUUGAAAUAUACAAUACAUUAUUCUUAACUAUCAUCACCCUACUCUGCUACAGAACACUGGGACUUAUUCCUUCUAACUGUAUGUUUGUAUCCAUUGACCAACCUCUCUUUAUCCCUCUCCUCCCAAUACCCUUCUCAGCCUCUGGUAUCUAUAUCAUUCUAUCUACUACCUCCACAAGAUCAACUUUUUAAGCUCCCACUGUUCUCAAGAGUGAGAACAUGCAAUAUUUGCCUUUCUGUGCCUAGCUUAUUUCACUCAACAUAAUGACCUCCAGUUCCAUCUAUAUUGCUGCAGACGUUUCAUUCUUUUUUAUGGCUGAGUGGUAUCCCAUUGUAUACAUAUACUUUUCUUUAUCAACUAGUCUGCUGAUGGACACUUAGGUUGAUUCCUUAUCUUUGUUAUUAUAAACAGAGCCGCAAUAAAAACAUGGGAGUGCAGGUA